UCUGGCUGCGAUUGAUUGAUUUCUUUCAUGCACUCGUUGAAAAGGUGUGAUGUGAGAAAUUGGAUUUCAUUAAAUGAAAUAAUAUUAUCUAUAACUGCAAUGAGGUAGCAUCAGUUAAAAAUAUAAAUAAUAUUUAAGUAAUAUGCCCUAAAGUUUUGUGUUUCAAGAAUUGAUCAGUUUUUGCGGCAAUGCUGAACAUGAGCAAUGCCACCGUUGCCAAUGACGAAUAUGAAGUUAUCGGCGAAGCCCAAUGGCAGACACUGGAAAACAAUGGCGACGAGCAAAUCAUAAAGAUCUAUGGGCUGAAGUAUUCCAAAAUACGUACCAUUUUUUAUCAUUUAUUUUGCAUAUUACUAUGCGGCAUACCUUACUUUAUUUUAGCUUCUUAUCCACGGUACAACCAAUUAAAAUACAUAAAAUGCAGUUUGAAAAUGGCUGAUGCUAUAUGUGUGAUUAGCUCCGACAAGCUGUUUACGAUAGUAAAGGUGGAAGAAGUUGAUCUCAACCUGUCUAAUCACCGGGACAACAAACUUCGCUAUUUCAUCUACCAACACAGCCGGUUCAUCUGGCUUCAUGAUCAGGGCGUCUUUGUAAAUGUUCUGGCACUAAAUGAAAAGAUAACCGUUUCUUUGUUGAUGGAAAAUCUAUCAGGAAUUAACAAAAGGCAGCAAAAUGAAUUAAUCAAACUAUAUGGAGACAAUUCAGUCGAAGUGGAAGUAAAGAGCUAUUGGACUUUGUUCGUAAAUGAAGUGUUCAAUCCAUUCUACCUGUUUCAAAUAUUUUCCAUAAUCCUUUGGUCAAUGGACGAAUACUAUCAGUAUGCUUCGUGCGUCUUUAUUCUCUCAACGGUUUCCUGUAUGCUGGCCUUGUACCAGACAAAACAGAUGAGCAUAAACCUCCACCGGAUGGCAGGCAGCAUGAGCAACUUCACGGUGACAGUAUUGCGUCCGUCGCGCAGCGGCCGCGAGGAGUGCGUGGUGGGGUGCGGGCGUUUGGUGCCGGGGGACGUGCUGGUGCUGCCGCUGGACGGCUGCGUGAUGCCGUGCGACGCCGUGCUGCUCACCGGCACCUGCAUCGUCAACGAGAGUAUGCUCACAGGAGAGAGUGUCCCAGUGAUGAAAGGCCCGCCUUGCCCUUCAAAUGAAAUUUACUCAACGGAAGGCCACAAGCGGCAUACGCUGUUUGCUGGCACUCAUGUCAUACAGACCAGAUUUUAUGGCAAUAAUCAAGUUCUAGCAAAAGUGGUUCGCACUGGAUUCUACACGGCCAAAGGGGAACUGAUCAAGAGUAUACUGUUCCCAAAGCCCUUCGAUUUCCAGUUCUACAAGGAUGCUGUCAAAUUCGUUAUUUUCAUGUUCUGUAUCGCCGCGAUCGGAAUGGCUUAUUCUAUCUGGCUGUAUGUCUUGAGAGGCAGUCACGUAGGCACAAUAGUCCUGCGCACUCUGGACAUCAUCACGAUCGUGGUGCCGCCCGCGCUGCCGGCCGCCAUGACGGCGGGCAUCGUGUACAGCCAGCGGCGGCUCAAGAAGAACAAGAUAUUCUGCGUCUCACCGCCGAGGAUCGUUAUGUGUGGCAAGCUGCAGGUUAUGUGCUUUGAUAAGACUGGUACUCUAACAGAAGACGGGCUGGAUUUUUACUCAGUCAUCCCGGCGCAGUCCACCGAGAAGUUCGGCAAGUGCGUCGUGGAUGUAAAUGAUCUGCCGGCCUCGAGCCCCCUCAUACAAGCGCUGGCCUCCUGCCACUCACUCACCAGCAUCCAGGGACAACUUAAGGGUGACCCUUUGGACUUGAAGAUGUUUGAAUUUACUAAAUGGGUGUUGGAGGAGCCCGGACCAGAGACCACUCGGUACGACAACUUGACGCCGGCCAUCGUCAAGCCCGCCCCCAAUCGUGAAGAGAAAAUGCAUGCUUUGGACGAUUAUGACCCCUUCACUAUGGAGAUUCCCUAUGAGAUUGGUUUGCUACGACGGUUCCACUUCUCUUCGUCGCAGCAGUCGAUGGGAGUCAUUGCCAGAGUACUCGGCCAGCCGCAAAUGGUUUACUUUGUUAAGGGUGCUCCUGAAAAGGUUGCAGGUAUGUGUAAACAAGAGAGUUUGCCAGAAGAUUUCAGCUCGGUCCUCAACGAGUACACAUCAAACGGCUUCCGCGUGAUUGGCUUGGCUUACAAGAAGUUGGACCGCAAAAUGAAAUGGGUGGACGCGCAGCGGAUCAAGAGGGACGCACUCGAGUGUGACAUGACUUUUUUGGGCUUUCUAGUCAUGCAAAAUAGCCUGAAGCCGGAAACCACUCAAGUGAUCAAGGAGCUACACGCAGCCAACAUGCGACAAGUUAUGGUGACAGGGGACAACAUAAUGACGGCAAUGUCCGUGGCCCGCGGCUGCUGCAUGGUGCAGCCGCAUCAGAAGCUGGUGCUCAUCACGGUCGACCAUCAGCAGACAGACACCGACGCCCGCCCCAGGCUCUGUAUGGAGGUUGUAGGUGAAGGCGGACCGCCUAAACUUGCCAUAGAUGCAUACGUACUAGCGUUGGAGGGCAAAACCUGGGCGGUCAUCCGCGCACAUUACCCUGAGUUGAUGCCGGCUAUCUUGACUCGAGGGCUGGUGUUCGGUCGGUUUGGCCCGGACCAGAAGACUCAACUGAUCACAGCUUUGCAAGACGAGGGUCUGAUCGUGGGCAUGUGCGGGGACGGCGCCAACGACUGCGGGGCUCUCAAGGCCGCGCACGUCGGCAUCUCACUCUCGGAGGCUGACGCGUCAGUGGCGGCGCCGUUUACGUCCCAAACUCAAGACAUCAGAUGCGUGAAGCUGUUGGCGCUGGAAGGACGUUGCGCGCUCAGCACAUCUUUCGCCAUCUUCAAAUACAUGGCUCUCUACUCAUUGAUUCAGUUCAUCUCUAUUCUCAUUCUUUAUAAUUUCUUCUCGAUCCUGGGCAACAACCAGUUCCUGUACAUCGACCUGGUGCUGACGACGCUGUCGGCGCUGUCGCUGGGCCGCGCGGCGCCGGGCCCCAGCCUCACGCCCGCGUCGCCGCCCGUGUCGCUGGUGGCGGGCGCCAGCAUCCUGCCGCUGGUGCUGCAGGUGGCGCUCACGCUGCUGCUGCAGCUCGCCGCCGUCUAUCUGCUUUAUGAGCAGACCUGGUUCACCCCAGUGCAAGGCGGUCCCAACGUCGAACAGGUGCUUUGUUGGGAGAAUACGGUGGUGUUCAUCACAUCAUCGUUCCAGUACUUAAUCAUGGCCUGUGUGUAUGCUAAGGGGUGGCCUUUCAGACAACCAUUCUGCCAUAAUUACGCGAUGGUGAUAACUCUACUGACGCAGUCUACUUUCGUGUUAUGUUGCCUGCUGGGCCCGUGGCAGUGGCUGGCGGAUAUGAUGGAGCUGGUGGUCAUGGACUACAACAACCCAGAACAGAUGGUGUUCCGUUUCUAUCUGCUACUAUUGCCUGUGCUGCAUCUCUUGGCGGCCAUCGCUAUAGAGCGUCACGUCGCCUACAGGCUACUCUGUCGGACCCGACGAAAAUAAGUUCCCUGUGCGGGUGGUGGCGCCGACGCCGCGUCGCCGACAAGGAGCAGGGCUCCGGCGACGCCGCGUGCCCGCUGUGGCCGCCGCGGCCGCCGCGGUCGCCGCACCACAUCUGCUGACACCGCUACACACAACUCCUCUGUGACGACGUCUUGUCUCUUUCGUCACUUUUCUAUCUAGGCAUGCUUUUUAUCAACACCAAUCUCCUUUUAGAAACCAUAUCUAUGAACCAUCUUUACAAAUUAAUGGCCGAAUGGUAUGCUAAGUGCACAAUGUAAUAGUGAUUCGAAUAUUUAUUCUUCAUAUUUGUUCUCAGUCAUUUUUGUUCUUCUCGAUUGAAAAUUUCCUGUUUUAUUUCUUAAACAAAUACGUUGUAAGAAAAAAAAAACACCUUGUUAAAAAUUAAUAAAAAGAUCGCCUGGAUAUUAAGGUAACGUAACAACCGAUGUUCUUGAAGCCAGUGAUAUACCUACGUAUAUUUAUAUUUUGAGAUUGUAAAGUAUGCGUUGUUCAUUCGUUAUUUUGACUGGAUUUUAUCCAGAUACCUGUUUAUUUUUAUAGACCUAAAAAGCGAUUAAAUCGCCAAUCAGUUACAUUACUGUAUUAAUUACUUUUUAUGUAAGGUGAGAAUGUAAUAUUACAUUCGUAAAAUUCAACUCACGGAGAUUCGUUUAAAUGUCAAAGUCCGUGCUAAUGGGAAGUGCAAUCAUUAAACUAAUCCUUUGAAUUGAAUUUUAUGUAACGUGAUUAAUAAGUGAAAAGGGUAAAUGUUAGGCAAAGUUAAACCACCAAAAAUAAUUGUUAGAUUAUGAAUAAUAUUUUUAAAAUUAUAACUUUCUGUUAAUAUAAAAUAUAGCAAUAGAAUGACAUAGUGCGCUGUCGGCCAAGCCAAGAAAGAUCUUAAGAACAGUUGUCCAACAAAAUAUAUCAUAUCUGUUAAAAUAAUAUCCGAUUUGUGACUAUGAUAAGAUUUAUAUAUUACCAUUAAUAAUUACGGAACGGUGGCGUUAUGAACAAGAUUUUUAUUUGUGAAAUACGUGUCAUUAAGUAAGUCACAAAAAGUAUUAUGUCCCAAAUCUUGUCCACACAUUUGUAGUCAUCGUAUCGUAAUGAUACAAGAAAAAAUGUGCCGCGUCUUUGCGACUGUACAUUAGACAAUGUAACAACCAGUGAUUUUUGAAUAUUUACGGUUGAAUGGUAGCUUACUGUUGUAAGCAUGGAAAGGCUGUGAUUUUGUAUGUAACAUCAAAGAAGUACGACCCGAAUGUGAGGAAAACCUAGUAAUAUGGUGUAACACUAACAGUUGCGUCCUUUAAUGGUGGUUGAAUGUGGGUUUUGCUUCCAAAAGGCGUUGUUCGUGGUAGGCAAUUCGAGGGUAUAAUAUCUUCAUGUUAUCUUACCAUAGCACAGCAGUGUUUUAAAUGUUUAUAUUAAGUAUACCAGUAUACGUAGCAAACUGGUCAAUUAAGAAUGUAUUGCAGGAAAUUCGUAAUGUUACCAACAUAUAAUAUGAUGAAAUAAUAGUUGAUGAAUCUACUUAUAUUCCACUCGAAUAAUCAGUAUCGGUUCUAAUAGAGAAAAUGUUUCCAGCCAACUCAUAUUUGAGUAAUACGAAAUAUCACUAUAUGAAAUAAAAUAAAUAUGUAUUAAUAAAUUAUCAAAUGAAGUAAAUUAUGUUCCCAGCGGGUUACCUUUAUUUAGAUAGAACUAUAUAUUUAUUUUAACAAUUAUGUUAUGCAGCAUGCAUUGGCUCAGCAUUUUAACCAUUAUUGUCAUCCAUUGUUUAGUAACUAAGAACUUUGAUAUUGUAACUUUGGGCCAAUGUAUGCUGCAUUAUAAUUUUAGAUAUUAUUAGCAAACUUAAAAAAAACUUACGCCCCCUAAAUUAUGUAAUAGCACUUAGGUAAUUUAUAAGUGAAUUCUACAUUGUAUGCAACAAAAUCUUCUAGAUUUUUUGUGGCUAUACCGAAAUAAUAAUUCGUAAUAUGCAUUGCAUUUUUAACUUAUUCAGUACUUAGUUGCGAGUGGUGAUUUACACUCAUAGUGCUUGUGAUUUAGUGCUUUUAUUUUUAUCUAUGAUUGUGUGAACUACUUGCAAUAAUCAAUAAACUAUAUACUGCCCAGAGAUUUAAAGCUUUUAAAUACUUAUAAGUUUUGGCAACACAUUUGGUUACUGCUUUUGCGAUUUAAUUCUAUGGUUUGCAUCUUAUUAGUUUACUGCUUCAUACUUUAUGAUCUAGUAAUUUAAUCGCCAUACGAAAUAAAAAAUUUUUUCUUUUUAUUAAAUCAAUAUUCUACGUAUUUAAAACUAUUCAAUUGCCAAAGCUAAUUUGUUCCUGGUUAAAAAGUAAUAGUUUAUAAAAAAUGUUUGUACUUAUAAUUACUCGUCUUCAUAGCAGAUAUUAAAAUAUUCUGGUAUAAAAAUAGUUAUAUGUAUGGCAUAUUCAAAUACAUAUUAGUUGUCAACUUCGUGUCUGAUGGCAUACAUACAGUUGUCCAACGGACUUGAUAUUGACUCCACAGUCGCUGGUAAAUGUAUUGGAUAAUAUGUACGGCCGGUAGUACUAUGGGCAAGAUGGCCGAAAAUUUACGAUUAGGUAAAUGUUUCGGCAGCUAGUAUCAUCUCACUAGUAGCGAUACCCUUCGUGGAUUUGUCCUCCAGUGUCGUAUUGAACACGAAGUUAACAUCUCAUUAGCUUUAGGAUCUAGCCCAAAAUGUACUAUAGACUGAUUUCUGACAUUACUUCACAAUAUUCAUAGUCGUACUUAUCAUAUUCUAGAUUUAGAUGUCGCAGUGCAUUGCAGUGCUCUCAUACCUAGUACUUACGUAGUAUUCAGAAGUUCCUUAGUAGAAGAUGCAAUUGAUUCGUGCUUUUAUACCAUUCCUUUUUUUUUAUUUAAGAUUUUGUUUGGUGCUUCGUUUGUAGUAUUAUGCUAAGUUUGGCAUUAUGAGCUGUCAGCGCUGAGGAAGGAAGUUGAAUUGUAAUUUGUUACAUGAUAUGAAUGCAUUCAAUGCAAUCAUGUUUGUAAGUUUUAUUAUAGAACUGUUAGUAAAUAAGAUUGUACAACAGCGCUGAUAUAAUACUAUAAAAGGUUUUUUAAAUGAAUUUCAAUCCUUUAGGGUACUUGCAAAGUUUUGAACGAUGUAUUCCCUUUUUGAACUUGUUAUUUAUUGAACUGCAUUAUUGUGGUUCUUUUUAACUCUUAAUAUAAUUGUCUAUAAUAUUUAUAUUUCUCCAAUAUUUGGAAAUUGUUGACUGUUUUGUGUCCAAUUUCACGAUAAUGUAGUUCGAUAUUAAAUUUUACUAAUAAUACGACAUUUUAGAUGGAUGUGACCAUAAAUAAAUGUUUCAAUAAUGCAAA
This is a messenger RNA of Plodia interpunctella (Indianmeal moth), 6881 nucleotides long. Its product is annotated as polyamine-transporting ATPase 13A3-like. The record is from RefSeq and is a predicted model, not a curated record. NCBI's taxonomy places the organism in Eukaryota, Metazoa, Arthropoda, Insecta, Lepidoptera, Pyralidae. Gene Ontology annotation, molecular function: polyamine transmembrane transporter activity; ATPase-coupled monoatomic cation transmembrane transporter activity; P-type transmembrane transporter activity. Gene Ontology annotation, biological process: polyamine transmembrane transport; intracellular calcium ion homeostasis. Bases 189 to 3518 code for a protein of 1109 amino acids. The transcript is spliced from 21 exons. Gene Ontology annotation, cellular component: membrane.